CACUGGCCAGAAGGAAGGAAUUUCAAGAAAAGACGCCGAAAUAGAGGGCAAAUUCAACUAUUAUCUCUAUCAAACUUGCUCGAUCUUUAACUUCCUAAACCGUCUUCUUCCCUCGCUUUUCUCUUUCUGUUUAUCUUCCUAUCUCACCAUUUUCUUUUUAAAAUCUCAGUUUUUGAAACUUUAUGGGGAAGAAUUACACAAAUUAAGGAAUUUAUAGGCUUGGACGGUUCCUUGUCAGAAACUAUAAGAGCAAGAUGAUAAGUUGUGAGCAAGAUCCUGAUGUUGUUCGCUGGGGUCUUCAUCAACUUUUAGAUGUCUGUACUCUUUCAAAUGCUGGUUCACAAAGUACGGUUACAGGGUAUGAUAGAGAUUUGAGUCAAGUUGCGUAUGUCAGAGAAGGUUAUUGUCAAACAGAACAGGCGAAUGUGGAGAAUGAUGAGGUUAUUGCAUAUUCCCUUCAAGAAGAACUGUCGCGAGUUGCUGCUGCUGAAGCAUCUGGGUCUGUUAAUUCCUCUCAAGAAUCGAUAGUUGCACAGGAUUGGCUUGGUCCUUCAAGAAGACACUACAGUUCUGGGUCUGAGAAUGAUCAGGAAGCAGCAGAUUUUUCUGGACAAAAUAGAAAAGAGACAUAUGGUUCUAGUAAACAGGUGGAGGCAGAUGAUCAAAGUAGGGAGGUGAAGGUGGAGACUGCUGAUGAUGAGGGCCAGGGGGAGAAUCUGCAGUAUUUAUUAGACAUAACUGACGAGUCUUCUAUUCUUGAUGGUGAAGUGGGCAAGAGAUUGAAUCAGAUGGUCCCUGUUCCUCAUGUUCCCAAAAUUAAUGGUGAAAUACCUUCAUCUGAUGAUGAGAUAUCAGAUCAUCAAAGGCUGCUAGAUAGGUUGCAGUUGUAUGAUCUGGUAGAAAAUAAGGUGCAAGGAGAUGGUAACUGUCAGUUUCGGUCGUUAUCAGAUCAGCUCUAUCGAUCUCCAGCGCACCACAAGUUUGUGAGGGAACAAGUCAUUAAUCAGCUAAAGUCUUACCCAGAAAUUUAUGAGGGUUAUGUUCCAAUGGCUUAUGGGGAGUAUUUGAAGAGAAUGAGCAAGAGUGGUGAAUGGGGUGAUCAUGUCACUUUGCAGGCUGCUGCUGAUUUGUAUGGUGUCAAGAUAUUUGUGAUAACUUCGUUUAAGGACACAUGUUAUAUUGAGAUCCUUCCACAUGUUCCAAAAUCCGCACGAAUUAUCUUUUUGAGUUUUUGGGCAGAGGUUCACUAUAAUUCGAUCUAUCCUGAAGGAGAAGGGCCUGCGUUUGAAGAUAAGAAAAAGAAGAAAUGGUGGAUAUUUUGAAGCUGAAUGGCUGCAUCGCAUGGUGGUCAUAUCGUGGAUUUACUUCUAAGAUCUGCAUGGAUUCGUUCAUGGCUUCUAGCCAUUGGCUUGAUUAUUGGUUUUGGUGUAUAUAGAAUAGAGAAAAUGGAAGCUUGCUGUUACUGCACACCAGUUUUCACUUGUUUUGUACAUAAUAAUUUUCUCUGAUGGUGGUGGGGCGGGGAGCCGAUUCAUUCCAUUUUGCAUACAUCUUUACACAUCUUAGAGUUUGUAGAGUAGGAAAGUUUCUUAAUAUUAUUUCAUUGAUUCAUUCUAGCCUUUUUGUUAUUGUAUAUAGACCUUUAGUCAUUUCUUUUACACUUUUAUAUAACAAUAUUUUUUUU
This is a messenger RNA of Pistacia vera, 1684 nucleotides long. Its product is annotated as OVARIAN TUMOR DOMAIN-containing deubiquitinating enzyme 9-like. Gene Ontology annotation, biological process: protein deubiquitination. The transcript is spliced from 11 exons. The record is from RefSeq and is a predicted model, not a curated record. Bases 255 to 1322 code for a protein of 355 amino acids. Gene Ontology annotation, molecular function: cysteine-type deubiquitinase activity. NCBI's taxonomy places the organism in Eukaryota, Viridiplantae, Streptophyta, Magnoliopsida, Sapindales, Anacardiaceae.